GCUGUUUGUCACCGUGUGGGCAGGGACAUCGGAGCACCUUUGUAUUUGUCUUUUAUCUGAAGUUGAAACUGCGUAGUGUUCUGUUUAUUCCAGAUACUUGGACAUCGACUCCUGAUAUACGAAUACAUAUAACCGAAUAAACAUUUUUAAAAAUGUCGCAUGCCAUGGACCUGAUGUACCCCGCCUUUGAGGUGGAGGGCCGGAGACACAAGAAGAAGAGACUUGUGCAGAGCCCCAACUCUUACUUUAUGGAUGUCAAAUGCCCAGGCUGCUACAGGAUCACGACCGUGUUCAGCCAUGCCCAGCGGGUGGUACCUUGUGCUGGCUGCUCCUUCAUCCUGUGUCAGCCCAGGGGCGGAAAAUGUCGUCUCACCGAAGGUUGCUCUUUUAGAAGAAAGCCCCGCUGAUCUUUUCCUUAAAAGGAAGCUGAAGAUCAGCCUCUACCCAAUCCUCCCAUCUCUAUCCCCAGUGUGAGACCAGCAGACAGGUGGGCGUAAUCUGGCCAUGCUUAGUAAAAGACAACGGAGAAAAGAACAUCAGGUGUGAAGAAUGGGUUGCCUGGUAGAUAACGCAAUGGUUACUUAUAGCCGGUGGCUCCAUGCCAAAGUUGUGCAAAUAUUUGCUCAAUAGGGCCAGGUUGUCUUUUGCAUGAAGACACAAGAUGGCCCAAAUCUCCCAUGUCCUGUUAUGUUGUCCUCACAUCACUGUAAUUUUAAGCAAUUUUCUGUGUGCUACAUGUAUUGUUCUCACAAUGGUACAACAGCAUGUCUUGUGGAAAUAACCAAUCUUGGCUGGCUGUGCUACUCCAAUUUAUGUAAUCUAUUCCAGCACUAAAUACCUUCAUGUAUGAAUUAGCAACCUCUCUAAAUAAAGAAUCAUAAAGUCCCUCCUAA
This is a messenger RNA of Conger conger (European conger), 893 nucleotides long. Its product is annotated as small ribosomal subunit protein eS27-like. The record is from RefSeq and is a predicted model, not a curated record. Gene Ontology annotation, cellular component: ribosome; cytosolic small ribosomal subunit. NCBI's taxonomy places the organism in Eukaryota, Metazoa, Chordata, Actinopteri, Anguilliformes, Congridae. Bases 153 to 407 code for a protein of 84 amino acids. The transcript is spliced from 4 exons. Gene Ontology annotation, molecular function: structural constituent of ribosome; RNA binding. Gene Ontology annotation, biological process: translation; ribosomal small subunit assembly.